Molecule: messenger RNA, 954 nt
Organism: Fusarium musae
Lineage: Eukaryota; Fungi; Ascomycota; Sordariomycetes; Hypocreales; Nectriaceae
Exons: 2
Coding region: 1-954 (317 amino acids)
Biological process (GO): regulation of transcription by RNA polymerase II
Molecular function (GO): DNA-binding transcription factor activity, RNA polymerase II-specific; RNA polymerase II cis-regulatory region sequence-specific DNA binding
Source: RefSeq, a predicted model, not a curated record
AUGGACGGACCAAGCCAGGACUUUGGCGACCAAGCCCAGGGCUUUCAAAACAACUUUCCCCUGACAAACGACGAUGCCAAUAUUGAUCCCUUACUCGACUGCACAAUGGGAGCUCAGGCGUCCCCGAUUGUUAGCAAUCCCAUCAACAACGAGCUUCUCAUGGGCUCCAACAUGUGGAACCCGAUGAACAACCCCGUCAACUUCUUUCCUCCCUCCAUCCCAAUGGCACCAUCAGCUUUGAACAACAGUCCAAAACUACCCAACGAAAUGCAUUCAACCCCAGAGACUCCAUUCAGUGAGCCCACGUCUGGCGGCCCAACAAGACAAUCGAGCAAAUCAUCAAUCCCUUCAAUAGAUUCAGCCAACACCGACACCAAACCUCGACGCAGCAGCAGAGCUACCAAGACAAAACGUCAACAGACAUCAGCGGAAAAGGAACCUGCCGCCAAGCCGCGCCAAAAAAGAGCACCCAAGGAGCCAUCGCUGAAGGAGGAAGAUGAGGACGAAUAUGAUGGACUAGACGAGACGGAAAAACGCAGCAAGUUCCUCAAACGCAACAGGAUCGCGGCAUCCAAGUGUCGUCAAAAGAAGAAGGAGUGGAUGAGAGAAUUGGAGGAAACCAAGAAUGAAUUGGAGGGCGAGAACACUGCCCUACAGACCCAGUACACCGAGCUCAUGGGCGAGUUGACCACCAUCAAGAAUCAACUCAUGGAUCACGCAUCUUGCAAUGAUGUCAACAUCAACCAAUGGCUUGACAACGAGGCAAAGAGAUAUGUCCAGCGUAUUGCAGCACAGUCCGCGCAGAACAGACAGGCUCCUCCAGCGCCGCCACAAAAUGUACCUGGAGAAUUUUACAAUACGCAUCGUCGCAGCUCAAGUGUCGCCACCUCUACACAGCGAUCGAUAGAAUCAGAGACCAUCUACGCCGAUAACCUCAUUGAUACGAGAGACUGA